Messenger RNA from Argentina anserina (silverweed cinquefoil), 4134 nucleotides. RefSeq lists its product as uncharacterized. The transcript is spliced from 12 exons. The coding region runs from base 13 to 3702 and encodes 1229 amino acids. Lineage: Eukaryota; Viridiplantae; Streptophyta; Magnoliopsida; Rosales; Rosaceae. The record is from RefSeq and is a predicted model, not a curated record.
UCUCUCUCGCCAAUGUACGGCGGUUCAUCCAAGCACGGCCGAUUAGGCGGCGGCGCCGGCCGAGGAGCCGGAGCCGCCAAGCUCGGCCGAGCCUCCUUCCCUCCGCCUCACCGCUCCUCCGCACCCGCGGCCAACCGCCUCUCCCUCGGCGGCUCCAACAACCCCCGCGGCGGACGUAACUCCGCCACUGCCACGUCGUCCGCCGCAGCCGCCCCUGCCGUGGAGGAGAAGUUCAGCCUAGUCGCCGGCAGCAAUCCGGUGGCGUUCUCCAUGAUCAUUCGGCUGGCGCCGGACCUAGUCGACGAGAUCAGGCGCGUCGAGGCCGAAGGUGGGACCCCAAGGAUCAAAUUUGAUUCCGUGCCUAAUAAUCCACACGGCAAUGUUAUUGACGUGGGCGGGAAGGAGUUUAGGUUUACGUGGUCUAGGGACGGGGACCUCUGUGACAUAUACGAAGAACGUGAAACCGGUGAAGAUGGGAAUGGUUUGCUUGUUGAAUCGGGAUGUGCAUGGCGUAAAGUGAAUGUUCAGCGUAUAUUAGAUGAAUCAACUACGAAUCAUGUUAAGAGGCGGUCGCAGGAAGCUGAACGCUCGCAUAAAUCAAGGAAAGCCAUUGUGCUAGAACCGAAUCCAGCCAUGAACAAUCAACUAAAACAAUAUGCUGCUGCCUCAGCGAAUAUUCAACGGAGGAAUAAACUGAAGAAAGAGCCUCCGUCUAAAAAGCAGAAAGUUGAACCACCUCAAGUUUCAGCUGCUCCAAAGUCUGCAUAUAAAUCCGGGAUAUCAGCAACUACUGCAAAGGGUAGACAGUCAUCAUCACCUCUUCCAUCUACAACUGAGAAGUCUCCAUCUCCAUUUGGAAUGCUAAAUAUAUCGAAGACUCAUGCAAAUGCAGAUGAAACUAUACCCUCUCAGGUCAUUCUUAAGGACAAACCUGCUCCUAGCUUGGAUAAAAAAACCUCAAUCAGAACUACUGCAACACUGGAAACUGCUGGCAAAGGUAGUGAUCGAGCUAAGCCGACAGAUUUGCAGAGUUUGUUGAUUACACUGCUCAUGGAGAAUCCCAAGGGAAUGAGCUUCAAGGCUUUGGAGAGAGCUAUUGGAGAUUCAUUUCCCAACUCUGCGAAGAAAAUUGAGCCCAUUCUUAAGAGGAUUGCAAAUUGCCAAGCUCCAGGGAGGUAUCUCUUGAAACCAGGGGUGAUGUUAGAAAGCUUCAAGAAACCUUGUUUUGAAUCUGGAAGUUCCCCAGAAGAGAACCUUCGCCAGACGCCUGCUGCGGAAGACAUCUGCGAUCAAAGGCAUGGUCAAGUACCAGAGUUUAAGGAGAAGGUUUCUCCCAAUGAUAUGGAGGACCAGGGCCGGGGUCAAAUUAAUGUUACAGUCGGCGAAGAACCACAGGCAUUCCAAAAAGUUGAUAACGAACAGCAAUCACCUGUUCUGUUUGGUGAAAAAAGAACCUCUGACAACAGUGAAGUCCGAGUGGGUAGUUCUAGUUCUAGUGAGAGUGGAAGUGACAGUGAUAGUGACAGCAGUGAUUCUGGAAGUGACAGUGAAAGUCCUAGCAGAAGUAGAAGCAGAAGUAAAAGCCCAAAGGGAAGAGGAAGUGGGAGUAGUAGCGAUAGUGAAAGUGAUGUGUCUUCUAAUAGCAAGGAUGUUUCUGAUGAGGAUGUGAACAUUAUGAGUGAUGAUGAUAAAGAGCCUAAACAUCAAGUACAAGCCUCUGAAGCUUCUUUGCCCGUUCCAUGGGAAACUCCUGAUGGCAGGGCUGCGCAGAGUGGAAAUGAUGACAAGCAAGACGAUAUUGAUUCUGACAUGAUUGAUAUUGAAACUGUGGAUCAGGAUGCUGAAUUGGCUGUUGUUACUAGCUCUGCGCCUAGUGAACAACCUGUCAAUGAAACAAAACCCUCUCUACCUGAGCAUGUUGAGCAUCCUGACCGCCAAAUUCUCGUAGACAGUUUGUUUGGAAAGACUACAGACAAGGAUGACUUCAGGUAUGAGCAGUCUGAUAGUUCUGACAGGAUGUCUAAAGGUAAAUUUAAAAGAGGUUUGGUAAAGCACGCUGAUGAAAACUCUGAAUGCAGGAAAAGGUCAAAAAUGGAAAACUCACCACAACCUCCUGCUUUUGUGGGUAAGGGCAUUUAUCCUGAGGAUUCCCAGAAUUUGUCUCCUGAUAGACUUAUUGAAGGCUCUUAUAAGGGCAUGGCAUCUCAGACGCUGAGUAAAUCUGAUAGGGAUGGGAAUACUGAUUUUGGCUCUCAAAAGGGCUACAAUCAAGCAGUUCCUGGAAGACAUAGCGUAGAGUCUAAACAAUCAAGUCGGAAGUCUUAUGAUCAUAGUGCACAAGCAAAGGCUCCUGAUCAAGGAGAUUGGCCUGAUAGAUAUUCUGAGAGCUUGGGCAUUGGUCUGCAGUACUCUGAAAAGAGCUCUCCUGUGCAUGAAAGCUUUCCUGUGCGAAAAGAUAAUGUUCAUAGUAGUAGUCAAAGGGACAAUUAUGCUAAUGGAAAGAAGGUUUCAAAAAAUUCCAAGGAAGGUGGUGCCCGAGGUAAACAGUCAGUGCCCUUGGACUCCCACUUCCAGAAACAUGGUGACAUGGCUGGAAAAACCAAGGAAGAUAGACAGGUUUCAAACAUGUUCUUCAGUUCUUCCCCUAAGGAAAACAGGAAUGGAGUUGACAGAUCCCCAGUUGUUAAUGGUAGAGGAAGUAAACUCCAAAGAGAGUUUUCAGAAUUGGAGUUGGGCGAACUUCGUGAGGCUGUGGCUGAGGAAACACCAGCUAAGAAGCAAUUUGAGAGAAAAAGUUCAUUUAAGCAGUCAGAAAACAAACUGGGCACUAGAGAUAACUGGGGUUUGGACUUCAGUAAAGCAAAACCCACAGAAAAGACAAAUUUAGAAUUGGGAAAGCCAUCCUCACCAGAUUUCAACUUGAAGUUUCUUAGUAAUGCAGAAGGCUCUGUUAAAAAGAGGAACUACGAAGAUUAUAUCGAGGACUCAACAGGGUCUCAACAGAGAGCUGUGCAAUCUCAGUCACAUCACCUUUCACGGCUAGAUCAUUCUGAUGUGCGGCGCCCAUUCAGCAGAUCAGCAGAUAAUGGUAGUAAAUCAACACAGAAUGAAGUUGGGGGAAGACAAAGGAUCAUUUUAGAUGGUUUUGGAGAAAGCAAUAAGAAAGCACCUGUUAGUGCUUCUCAGCACCAUGACUCUAAACGAGGGCCACUGUCCCACACCAUUAAAGAGAGAAAAAGACUGACAUCUAGUAUAAUGAUGGAACAGACUGAAGUACAAAAGGAUUCAAUGUUGGCAGAGGGCACUGACAUCGAUAGAAAAAGAAGGGAUUCUUCUUCUGAUGAAAAUAGUUGUUCUUAUACAAAGUACGAGAAAGAUGAGCCUGAGCUCAAGGGACCAAUAAAAGAUUUCUCUCAGUACAAGGAGUAUGUGCAAGAAUAUCGUGAUAAGUAUGAUAGCUACUGCUCGUUGAACAAGAUCUUAGAGAGUUACAGGAAUGAGUUCGUAAAGCUAGGGAAGGACCUUGAGUUUGCUACAGGCACAGAUAGAUAUAAGAAGAUCUUGGACCAGCUGAAGGAAUCCUAUCGUCAGUGUGGAUCGAGACAUAAGAGGCUCAAGAAGAUAUUUGUGGUGCUUCAUGAGGAAUUACAGCACCUCAAGCAAAGGAUCAAGGACUUUGCACUCCCUUACACGAAGGACUGAAGAGAGAAGAAAAACAUUGCAGUCUCUUACCCGAUGCACUGAAGAAAAUCAUACCGCAAGAAAUUAAAGAAGCUUCCGGAGGAAAGGAGAUGAUGAAAGCACAAUCUUUUUCUUGAAGAUAAUCCCCAGGUUGAGGUAGAGUUUGGGUUUUUGCUGGGUUUUGGCCGCCCAAUUACACCCCUAAAUCUGUAUAUAUAACUUUUUGUUAAUUAUGUAAAUUUAUAGUCAGGCCAGUCUGUUAGUUUAUGAUUUGCCCGACCUACUUCAGCCAAUCAGUGGUCUUAGGGCUCUUGAUGUUUUGCCUUGAAAUUGUCCAUAUUUGUAUAUCAUACAGUGGGGAAGAUGAAGAACUUGGAUAUAUAAUCAAACAAGAGUGAAGUAUUAUUGUUGGUGAGAUGCAAAUAUGCAAUAUAGAUCCACAAGCCACCAGUC